Orbicella faveolata is the source of this 1464-nucleotide messenger RNA. Its product is annotated as mucolipin-3-like. The record is from RefSeq and is a predicted model, not a curated record. Gene Ontology annotation, molecular function: NAADP-sensitive calcium-release channel activity. Gene Ontology annotation, cellular component: plasma membrane; lysosomal membrane. NCBI's taxonomy places the organism in Eukaryota, Metazoa, Cnidaria, Anthozoa, Scleractinia, Merulinidae.
UCAACUGAGUUUUCUGGAAGCCAAAGAAAUCGCGUCGAAGUCAUGAGGAAACGGCUGAAGUCUCAUUUUAUGACUCCUUACCAAAAGUACAAGCAUCGCGGGAGAAAACCGUGGAAACUUUUGUUUCAACUUCUCAAGUUGAUCAUGGUUACAGUCCAGAUUUUCCUGUUUGCAACAGAGCUUUUCUCUGUUGUGAACUUUUUAGAUGACAGUCAAGAUGCAUUCAACCAUCUGUUUCUUCUCAAUCCCAAUGAGUCAGAUUAUUCUAUUUACACAAAGAACCAGUUUUACUUCCAAGUGCAGCACUCUGUUGAGCAGUACUAUGACAUCCAAAACAUAGCUGUUGGAACAUUUGGCUUCCUUGAAUCCGAAGACGGCAUAAAACCUAUGAAUAUGUGCAUAUAUAAAUACACCAACAGUUCUGUCGAGCCUGAAGAUGAGUCGUAUCAUCUCACGCGACAGACAAACUAUUCUUGUCAACAGUUGCACAAAACAAAUCACUCAGACAGAAACAUCACUCACUUUGUCAAAAGAAACAAGAUGCCAGAAUCAUUUGAAAGCAUAAUAAGCAUUAUGCUAAUGGCUGAAGUACGUUCUCUUCACGUUCGAACACCUCCGAGAUUACCAGUUUGUUACAAGUUCAACGUCACUAUACAGUUUGAUAACAGUAAUCAUGAUGGUAAGGUACCAGUCACUUUGAAUGUGGAUGGAGAUGUUAUGGACAACUGUGCUGGUAAUUCAACAGUCAGCAAAGAAGAUUACCAGGCAUCCAAAACACUUCGUGUUUUUGUUGACAUUAUGACCAUGCUGUUCUGCUUGAUGUCUGUGACCCUAUGCUCACGCUCAAUCUUUCGGCAACUACAGCUUGUUAAGGUACUGAAGGAACUGCAUGUAUGAUCAAUAAAUCUAGAAUUUAGAGGCACAGUUAGUCAUGGAAGGAAAUGCCAUAUGUGCUAGCUGGAGGUUUUGCACCAAAGCUAGUUCCCACCCACAGAGUUUGCACCCGCAUCAAUUCAACUAGUGAUCAAGUGCUUAAAAUUUAUCUUUCCCUUACCAAGCAAAAAAGACAACAUUGUGGGCAUGAUGAAACAAAAUCACACAAAACAUGUUUAUUUCUCGUUUUUAAUCUAAGGCAAACUGGAAUAGAAAGUUCAUAAUGAGUUCAGGGGUGAAAAGUGGAUGGGUGCGAAUUUGAUUGGGUGCGAAACAGGUAACAUCAUGUUGUUCCAGAAAGUAUCCAUACCCCACCCACGAAAGGUUUUUUGGUUAAAACCCUCCCACCCCUCCGGAAAUUCCAGUUUGGCUUCAUGAUUUUUUAAAAAAAUUUUGGCUUUUGAAACCCCCUUCCCCUUCAGAGCUUCCGAUAACUUUCCUUGGGGUGGGUAUGGAUAUUUUCUGAAAAUGCACAUUCUUACUAUGUGGGUCACCGAUCAAGCAUAAUGUCAUCUAGAUGACUGGGUAUUG